UCCUGCUCCUCUCCGCCGCCAUGUGUGUCCUCAGUCUCGGUGGGAGCAGCGGCAGCGUGGUGAAACUCUGAAGGCUCUCCUCUGGUAGAGAGCUGCUAACACAAUGCUCGUUUUAUUUGAGACCGCGGCUGGAUAUGCAAUAUUCAAAGUCCUCGAUGAAUCCAAACUGCAACAGGUCGACAGCCUGUACAAGGAGUUUGAAACUCCUGAGAAAGCGAAUAAAGUUGUGAAACUGAAGCACUUUGAGAAGUUUCAGGACACAACAGAGGCCUUAGCAGCUGCCACUGCGCUGGUCGAGGGAAAAAUUGGCAAGAGCUUGAAGAAAGCGCUGAAGAAAGUUGUUGCCAAGGAGGCUCACGAGCAGCUCGCCAUCAGUGAUGUGAAACUCGGUGGGGUUAUUAAAGAAAAGCUGGACCUGAGCUGUGUCCACAGCCCUGCUGUGGCUGAACUGAUGAGAUGCAUCAGGAGCCAGAUGGAGAGUCUCAUCACUGGACUUCCUCCCAGGGAGAUGAGUGCCAUGUCUCUGGGGUUGGCUCACAGUUUAUCCCGCUACAAGCUGAAGUUCAGUCCAGACAAGGUGGACACUAUGAUUGUGCAGGCCAUCUCUCUUCUGGAUGACCUGGAUAAGGAGCUUAACAACUACAUUAUGCGCUGCAGGGAGUGGUACGGCUGGCACUUUCCCGAGCUGGGAAAAAUUGUCACAGACAACUUGGCCUACUGCAAAGCCGUCCGCAAAAUUGGUGAUCGCACAAACGUGGCCGGCUCCGAUCUGUCAGACCUCCUCCCCGAGGAAAUUGAGGCAGAGGUUAAAUUGGCUGCUGAGAUCUCCAUGGGAACAGAAGUGUCGGAACAGGACAUCGGAAACAUCAAACACCUGUGUGAUCAGGUGAUUGAUAUUUCAGAUUACCGCACUCAGCUGUACGACUACCUGAAGAACCGAAUGAUGGCCAUCGCCCCCAACCUGACAGUCAUGGUGGGCGAGCUGGUCGGCGCCCGUCUCAUCUCACAUGCAGGCUCCCUUCUGAAUCUGGCAAAGCAUCCAGCUUCCACAGUUCAGAUCCUCGGAGCAGAGAAGGCUCUGUUUAGAGCCCUGAAGACCCGCAAAGACACACCAAAGUACGGUCUCAUCUACCACGCCUCCCUAGUGGGCCAGACCUCUGCCAAGAAUAAGGGCAAGAUCUCCAGAAUGCUGGCAGCUAAAGCAGCCCUGGCUAUUCGCUAUGAUGCCCUGGGAGAGGACACAAAUGCAGAAAUGGGAGCAGAGAACCGUGCCAAACUGGAAGCCAGGCUGCGCCAGCUGGAGGAGAAAGGAAUCCGUAGAAUCAGUGGAACGGGCAAAGCAAUGGCAAAGGCAGACAAAUACCAGCACAAGAGUGAAGUGAGAAUGUACGAUCCAUCCGGCGAUUCUACUAUUCCCUCCACUUCCAAGAAGAGGAAGUUUGAGGAGGUGGAGGAGGAGGAGGAGGAGGCUGCUGACCAGCCUGAAACGCCAGUCGUCCAGAAAUCCAAAAAGCCCAAAAAGGAACCAGUAACAGCCGAAGAAGAGGAAGAAGUAACAGAGGAGACUCCCAAGAAAAAGAAGAAGAAAAAGAAGGACAAGAAAGCGGAGGCUGAACCCGAGGAACCAAAAGAGGAGGAGGAAGAGGUAGCAGUAACAGAGUCAACAGAAAAGAAGAAAAAGAAGAAAAAAAAGAAGGUCAAAGAGGAGGAAGAAGAUGAUGACUGAGAGAGUAGAGAGUGUAUAUAUUUUCUGUUUUAGUUUUUAUGUCAUUUUAGUUUUGUGUCAUACAUUUAUAUCUAAUAAGGGCAAAGAGUUCACAUUAAAGAACAAAAUUAUAUCUCCUUUUAUCACUGCAAGUGAGUCGUGGUUCGAAAUCUCACUGAGUACAUUUCCAGUCGUAAAAUGAGUGAAUAAUGUAAUUUUUUUUUUUUCAUUUCUGUGUAAUAAGUUUGAAAUCUGCUACCUUGAUUUUUAUUUGUGAACACAUCUGUAUCAGACAUGUAUCAAAGUCAGCACAGAAGCUAAAAAGCAAUGAUUCCCCAGUUCUCUUUUUAUGUCGAAGACAGAACAUCUGCCCCGGUGAAAUACACUUUUUUUUUUUUUUUUGCUGUAAUGGUGUAUUUUGGUUGUACGCGCUGCAGCUGUAUGAAUAUAAAAAUUAUGUGCCACUAA
Dicentrarchus labrax (European seabass) is the source of this 2173-nucleotide messenger RNA. It is a transcript of the gene nop58, whose product is annotated as NOP58 ribonucleoprotein homolog (yeast). The transcript has 15 exons. Gene Ontology annotation, molecular function: snoRNA binding. Gene Ontology annotation, cellular component: small-subunit processome; box C/D methylation guide snoRNP complex. Lineage: Eukaryota; Metazoa; Chordata; Actinopteri; Moronidae. The coding region runs from base 104 to 1726 and encodes 540 amino acids. The record is from RefSeq and is a predicted model, not a curated record.